This is a messenger RNA of Patiria miniata (bat star), 2088 nucleotides long. Its product is annotated as E3 ubiquitin-protein ligase TRIM56-like. The coding region runs from base 1 to 1947 and encodes 648 amino acids. The transcript has a single exon. The record is from RefSeq and is a predicted model, not a curated record. NCBI's taxonomy places the organism in Eukaryota, Metazoa, Echinodermata, Asteroidea, Valvatida, Asterinidae. Gene Ontology annotation, molecular function: ubiquitin-protein transferase activity; zinc ion binding. Gene Ontology annotation, cellular component: nucleoplasm; chromatin. Gene Ontology annotation, biological process: positive regulation of DNA-templated transcription.
AUGGCAUCUAAUGUUACAGCCCAAUCAGUAUUGGAGAAGAUUAGUGUGGAUCAUCUGGAAUGCUCCAUCUGCACCAACCGUUUCAGGCAGCCCAAACUGCUGGACUGUUUGCACACUUUUUGCCUGCAAUGCCUCCAAGAGCUCAGACAGAGCCAAGAUCCUAGUGGUACAAAGCUGACAUGUCCUCUGUGCAGACGUGACACCAUGUUGAAAGGGUCUGAGGUUGCUGAUCUCCCUAAUAACUUUGCAUUCAGUGCCCUGGUGGAGGAAGUUACAAUGCAGGAAAAGCUACUGGGAGGUCAAGGGUCAGAGAUCAAAUGCCAAGCCUGUGAUGAGGAGAAUCAGGCUGUGUCAAGAUGCAUGGACUGUGAUCAUUUCCUGUGUCAAGAAUGUCAAAAGGCUCAUGAACGUCUAACCCUAAUGAAAUCUCAUGAAAUCUAUACACUGGCUCAACUCCGAUCAGGAGAGAUUGUCUACAAGAGUAAGCUAAGAGAAGAAGUUCCCAAAUGUGGCAAGCAUCCAGAUCAGAAUCUCAAUGUUUACUGCGACACAUGUGAGCAAGUCAUAUGUCUCAUGUGUACUGUUCUAGAUCAUGAAAAACCCAAACACUCUUGUAUUGGCUUAUCUGAGGCUUUUGAGAAAUGUAAGAAAAAGGUAGAAGAACUUGUUGCAAAAGUUGCUCAAAGCAAAACAGAACUGAACACCACCAUAGAGAAGACUUGCAUAUCUCGCAAGAAACUCGACAUCAUGUUUUCAAACACCAAAAAGAACAUCUCAGAAAAGGCUGACCAAGAGGUUACCAAAAUCCGACAGGAGGAGCAGAAACUGUUAAAAGAGACUGACAGGAUUUAUCAAGAGAGAGUCACAACAUUUGAAGCUGCUCAAGCUACCAACAGGAAAGAGGUGACACAGACAGAGCACAAGCUGGAGGAGGUCAAACAACUCAUGAAUCAAGCAAGUUGCUAUGAGAUUCUUGAACUUCAGCAGAAGCUCUUGCAUAACCUCAGUGAAUUGACAGGGAAACGGCCACAGCAAGUUCCUGACAAGUUGACCUUCAUGGAUUUUGAAGAAGGUAAGAGGUCGCUUGGGAGACUCAUUCUGGAGGAAGAUCCAAAGGCUGCAGCAAAGCAAUCACCAAGACCUGCAAGAUCAUGUGUGAAGGAGAAAUGGGAACUGAAGACUGAAUUCAAGAACUUUGAAUUAGGAAAAACAAAGAUACGACAUGUGUCAGCACUCUCUGACAAUAACAUAGUAUUAAACAAUUGGACUAAAACACUAUUUACAGUAUCACUGACCAAUAGUCAACAUAUACCAUCUCCUAUCCCACAAAGGCUACAAAUCAAUGGCCUCACUGAUGCAAUGUGUAUUGCAGUGACCGAGGAUGACAAGCUACUUGCUCUAGAUAUUCCAGUAGUCAAGGUCUUCAACAAGCAACAUCAGCUCCUCCAUCAGUUCACACCAGGUAGAGGGUCAGACAGCCAACCAACAUGCCUUGCAGUGGAUGACAGCAAUCUGAUAGCAGUGGGUUAUAAAGACAAGAAGGAGAUAUCUCUACACAACCCAGAUGGAUCCCUCAUCAGGAGACUGCCUGCUCCAAUGAUUGAAAGUUAUCUGACAAUGUACAAUCACCGGCUUAUUUACACAAACCUGCCUAAGAAAAGGUUGGUAUGUGUAGACUACUAUGGUGCCAGUGUAUUCUCAGUAGACAUGACCAGCAACAUGCAGGGGGGUUGCUUGCCUACUGGUGUGUGCUGUGACAGUGAUGGCAGCAUCUAUGUUGCUGAGUUCGGACUUCCCACAGGUGAUAUUCUGCAUUACAGUCCUGAUGGCAAGUACAUUGGAUGGGUGAUCAAGGGAUGUGGUUAUCCACGUGGCAUCACAUUCACAUCAGGUGGUGAUCUGGUAGUGGCUGCAGGAAAGUCUGUAAAGGUCUAUCACCGAGUGUAAGGACAGAGUAAUUAAUCUAAGGCUAUCCAGUGUAUCCACCAACCACUUCCAUCAGACAUUGAACAUUGUUAUCACUGACAAAAAACUUGAAAGUUCAUUCCCUCAAAAAAACAUUCUACAAUACUGUAUAUUUGGUUUACU